AUGAACGACGAGGACCUAGAGACGAUUGAUGAAGUCGGCGAGGAAGAGAGUGAAGCCAAAGACGAGGACGAACGAGACGAACCGAGUGAGGACGACGUGGUCACUGAGCAGAUAGAUCAGGGAGCACAGCAAUCCCGAGCACAAGUGGCUACGGACAGAGUGAAGCCAGCAAGAAGAAACUCCGACCGAGUGGAACCCGCGAGAGCAGAAGGUGCACAUCCGGAAGAGCCCGUCAGGGAUCCAGCCAGAGAACGAGAGCAGCGGCGCCAGCAACUCAGAGCGGAAUUACGAAACGAGUGGGGCAUGUGUUGCACGACCUCCGUUUCAUGCUACAAGAGCUGGAAAGACAGCCUACAUGCCCGGAACGCCGAUACAACCGCGCAGACAUAUGACCUUCCCAGCGGAAAUCAUAUGCUGUGUGUUCUGCGACGCAAUCCAACAGCACUAUAG
Necator americanus (New World hookworm) is the source of this 450-nucleotide messenger RNA. RefSeq lists its product as uncharacterized. The record is from RefSeq and is a predicted model, not a curated record. Lineage: Eukaryota; Metazoa; Nematoda; Chromadorea; Rhabditida; Ancylostomatidae. The transcript has a single exon. The coding region runs from base 1 to 450 and encodes 149 amino acids.